GAGCUCGUUCUUACCGGAAGGGAAGGAAGCGUCUCGAGAUAAGAGAAAUAAUUAGCCUGUUAGCUUAUACACACAUUAUUCCUAUACGAUAUUUUGGAGAUUUCGAAUGUUUGCUUUUUUAUUUUCGGAUGAAAAAAGCAAUGAGAACCAGCUCAUCCUCACCACCACUGCACGUGCAUGUAAAUGAAAGCACACCUGUACAUGUGCAUGUGAAGAAGGGCAUGAAGAACAGCCCUAUAAAGCCUGCAGAGGUUAAGGUGAAAGGCUGUUUACGUCCCACUGCUAAAGUUAAGACAAGAGUCCCAUGGAUUCCUCCGGGCAAAACAUCAACUCGAGAACUUUCAUACAAAUGGGAGGGACCAAGCCAUCAAUUGGAGAUAACCCCCCUACCUGAGCCAGACGCAGCACGCUCUGCACUCCGUCUGGAAGACCUCUCCACUGAUGAGGAGGAAGCUCUGCAUGGACGCAUCAACCAGUAUGAGAGGAAGAUCGAUAGCCUGAUGACUGAGGUCAGCUCACUAAAGAACGAGGUGAAGCUGCGUAAGAAAGAACAGCAGCUAGAGCGCCAGUCUGAGAGGCUAAGUGUUUCACAGCGUGUCAUAGCUGAGCAGGAGGAGGAGCUGGCCGAAGUCGCCAAGGAGCUAGAAUUCACAGAACGAGAGAACACACUCCUUCGGGAGUCCAUGGAGAAAAUACUGGAAGAAAACAACUAUGGCAGGUUGGAGAGAGAGAACCUGCAGCAGGAGAAGGAUGUGCUGCUCAAGAAGCUAUUGGAGGCAGAGCUUGACAGCACAGCAGCCGCCAAACAGGCCCUGGCACUCCGAGAUGCUGUUAGCCGCAUGUCAAGAACUGAGAAGCGGAUGACUGGCUCAGACUCAUUGCUGGCCCGGCAGAAGGAUCUCCUCCUGCAGAAGUUGGAAACUUUCGAGAGAACAAACCGAACACUACGCCGCCUCCUGAGGGAGCAGCAUGAGCAUGAGAUGGACUCGCUUCAAUUGCUAGAGCAGAAAGACUCUCUUCUGAAGAGGCUCACAGAAGUUGAGGCAGAAAACUCGCAUCUACAGAUGAAGCUACAGGAUAAGGAGAAAGAAGUCGCAGACUUUACCUGCCUUUUAGAGAAUGAGAAGGAACAUGUGAAGACCACAAGUGAGCUGUCCAAGUCUCUGGAAUCGACCCGAGCUCAUCUGCAGGGCCAACUCCGCAACAAGGAAGCAGAAAAUAACCGCCUGUCAGUCCAGAUUAAGAACCUGGAGCGAGCAGCUGGUCAGCAGCAGGGAGAGAUGGAGUGUGUGCAGGCUCAGAUGCGGGAGCUGAAGCAGCGCGCCGAGAUGGAUAAAGAGGCAUUGAAGAAAGCAACACGGGCACUGAAACAGAGAGCAGAGCGUAGUGAGGACACUGCAGGACAUCUCAGUGCUCAGCUGACCGAAAUGGAAGCCCGGCUGGCAGAUGCUGUUUCAACUGCAGAGAACUGGAGCAGUCGUCACGCAAAAGAGCUGAAGGAGAAAGGCCAGCUGGAGGUGGAGAUCACACUGCUGAACAGCCGGAUCACAGAUAUGACAGAGCAGCUGCAUGUGCUUGAGGAGAAAACCAGAGCAGAGAGAGAUGGACUUCUGGACCGACUGCACAGUGUGACCACAGAGAGCACCACUGUUAGACUGGAGAACCAGAGCCUAAAGGCAACUCUGUCAGCACUGGAGGAGAAACUGUCUUUGUCCCGGUCUGAGGUCGAGCAGGUUAAAGCCUCAGUGAAGCAGUAUGAAAGCUUAGUGGAUAGCUACAAGAUUCAGCUGCAGAAGACACGUGCCGAGGCAGAUGAGUAUAGUGUGCAUGCACAGCAGGCAGAGCGGGAAGCACGGGCUCUGAGAGAAGAGUUGGAUCAGGAGAUUGAGCAGGCCCGAAAGCAGCUGAUGGGUCGUCUGAGUGAGCUGGAGCCGUUACCCGAUGCCCUGCGCCGCACUGAGCUCCAACUGCACGAAGCACAUGAGAAAGAACGUGUACAGGAGAGGAGGAAUGCUGAGCUUACUGCAGGUCUCACUGAGUUACGCCUUAAGGUUGAACAGCAGGGUGUUCAGGUGGAGAAGGUACAGCAGAGGAACACACUGCUGAUGGAGGACAACAACCAGCUUAAGCACAAAGUGGACUCUCUCGAAAGGAAGUUGGAGGAUGCCAGCUCUCAAAACGGAGAUCUUCUGCAAAUGCUAGCAAAGCGAGAGGAGACCAUCCUUCACAACCAAGUGCGUUUGGAGGAGAAGUCUCGAGAGUGCAGCACUCUAAACCGGCAGCUAGAAGAGGCACUAGAGGACGCCAGACGACAGGUGUCCAAUACAAAGGAGCGAGCUGCAUCUAAAGAGCGAGCCUCUCAGACCAAAGUGAUUGAGCUGGAGACCCAACUGAGCCGAACCACUUCAGAGCUCAAUCAACUGCGGCGAACCAAAGACGAGGCAGAGAGGAGGCACCAGAGCCGUCUGCAGGACGUGAAGGAUCGUCUGGAACAGUCGGACAGCACCAACCGCAGUCUGCAGAACUACGUGCAGUUCCUCAAAGCUUCAUAUGCUAGUGUGUUUGGGGACAUGACUCUCAGCAGCAGCUCACUCAGAGCUCACCCAACUAUCUGACAGCAUGUACACUUAAAACUGAGGUGCUGCAGCACACACACACUAGUGUGUAUUUCUUACACAGUACAGUGUGAUGAGUUUACCUUCAUCAGUUUUAAUGUGGGUAAGAACCAAAGUACCACUCAACACUAAUCUUACGAUAAUUAUAAUUAUUCUUUAUGUUUUAAAUAGAUCUCCAUAUUUGAGUCCUAGAUUAAUGACAGUGUUUUUUUCUGCAUUGGUGCUUAUAGAGCAGAAGUGAAUGUUUCUCAUAGACCUGAAAAACAUUUUCGUCAUACGUAAUAUAUACGUCUAUACCUUGUGUAUACCUUGAUGGAGAAGAUUAUGAAGUCAUUCAGGGUAGAUUUUUCCUCCAUAUUUAUAACUAACAUGAACUACAACUGAGUCAAAAGAUGAUUUCGUAUAAUGAAACUCUGAGUUGACUUAGUAAUGCAGCAGUGCUUUAGUGUGUCCAGCUCUCACAUCUUCCUCAUCUGUGCGCUCUGAGCUCUGAACACACUUGUGAUCCCUUAGAUCACUAACUGGGCAGGCUGUCUUUGUCUCAACCGUGUUGAAUACUGUAGCUACACUUUGUUUGCUGUCUCCCUUUUGCUUUUUUUUUGUUAUAAGCUCACAAAAAUUGACAAUGGCCUCUUUUGCUAGAUAGAUUUUGUCCUAUUAAUCACUAUUGUAACUGCAAUAUGAAGUGUCUCUGUGUGACACACACCUUGCUAACUUACUCAUGGCUCAUGCUGAGCAUAUCAUUAUAAAGUUACAAACGCUGUUUGUAGCUCAAGACCACAGUUAUCUGAGGCAAGAGAGCAAAAUUGGUUGUGCUCUCUAUAGGGAAGGGACUCAGGUGCUCUCUCCCCUGUCAAUCAGGGAAAAUCUAUCUAAUCAUAGGCAUCUGUGAACUCAUGUGUAUUGAAGAUAGAUGUUAGCUUUCACUGUCCCUGAGCUUACUGGUGAAUAGGAAUUGACAAAUGAUGAAAAUGCUGAUGAAAUGAUUUUAUUAAUAAUGAAAAUAUAGCAAAUAACAAAUUAUCACCAGACUUAAUAAACAUAUUAGCAUUAAAUAUUACAGUAAAACAUUUUAAAUUUGGUGCACAGUGUAAUUUUCCUUUAAUGCAACUAAGCACCCGGUUCUGUAGUAUUCAUACUGAAGAUCUCAACAGGUGCUAAAGAUUUUUAUUACACUGUUUCCUCUGUAAUAACUGUGUUUGGAGAUCUUAUGGAUGUGCACUUAUAUUGCUAUAGACAGUAAUUAUUUAUCUGCUGGUUGGUCAUUAUAUCAAUAUAACCAGCUAAGGCAUGUUACUGGAUUUGUGUUUUAUACAUAUGAAAUGUUUACAUUUUUAUCAAUCCAAGUAAAGUAAAACGUUUUAAACUGUU
Molecule: messenger RNA, 3986 nt
Organism: Tachysurus fulvidraco (yellow catfish)
Lineage: Eukaryota; Metazoa; Chordata; Actinopteri; Siluriformes; Bagridae
Gene: odf2a
Product: outer dense fiber of sperm tails 2a
Exons: 19
Coding region: 129-2615 (828 amino acids)
Biological process (GO): regulation of cilium assembly
Cellular component (GO): centrosome
Source: RefSeq, a predicted model, not a curated record